Piliocolobus tephrosceles (Ugandan red Colobus) is the source of this 1118-nucleotide messenger RNA. It is a transcript of the gene GDPD3, whose product is annotated as glycerophosphodiester phosphodiesterase domain containing 3. The record is from RefSeq and is a predicted model, not a curated record. Gene Ontology annotation, molecular function: phosphatidylcholine lysophospholipase A1 activity; phosphoric diester hydrolase activity. The coding region runs from base 155 to 961 and encodes 268 amino acids. The transcript is spliced from 7 exons. Gene Ontology annotation, biological process: glycerophospholipid catabolic process. Lineage: Eukaryota; Metazoa; Chordata; Mammalia; Primates; Cercopithecidae. Gene Ontology annotation, cellular component: endoplasmic reticulum membrane.
CAGCCUGGCUCCAAGCCAGCCCAGUGGCCGGCUCAGCAGGUCCCACGGGCGUGGCAGUGGCCAGUAGUAGAGACGGCUCACACCGGCUAGGCAGCAGCACAGUCCCACGGACGGCUGAGUGUGCGGCUGCGGGAGCUUCUGUGGGAGUACAGACAUGAGCCUUUCGCUAUACUAUGCCCUCCCUGCCCUGGGCAGCUAUGCCAUGCUCUCCAUCUUCUUCCUGCGCUGGCCUCACCUGCUGCACACGCCCCGGGCUCCCACCUUCCGCGUCCGCCUGGCGGCCCACCGAGGAGGAUCUGGAGAGCUGCUGGAAAGCACCAUGGAGGCCAUGGAGAACUCCAUGGCCCAGCGCUCGGACCUCCUGGAGCUCGACUGUCAGCUGACACGGGACAAAGUGGUGGUGGUGUCACAUGAUGAGAACCUGUACCGCCAGUCGGGCCUGAACAGGGAUGUGGGCAGCCUGGACUUCGAGGACCUGCCCCUCUACAAGGAGGAGCUGGAGGUUUACUUCUCUCCAGGCCACUUUGCUCACGGGUCAGACCGGCGCAUGGUUCGUCUGGAGGACCUGUUCCAGAGGUUUCCAAGGACACCCAUGAGUGUAGAGAUCAAAGGGAAUAAUGAAGAGCUCAUCCGUGAGAUAGCAGGCUUGGUGAGACGCUAUGACCGUAAUGAAAUCACCAUCUGGGCCUCAGAGAACCGCUCAGUCAUGAAGAAAUGCAAGGCUGCCAACCCCGAGAUGCCCCUGUCCUUCACGAUAAGCCGAGGAUUCUGGGUGCUGCUUUCCUACUACCUGGGGCUGCUGCCCUUCAUCCCAAUCCCUGAGAAGUUCUUCUUCUGCUUCCUGCCCAACAUCAUCAACAGGUACCACUGGUGGGCAGACCUCAAAAACGCUCCACUGCUUAGGGUCCCCGUGGAGAAGGAGCCUGGAUCUUCCCAGCUCCCCGGCUCCCCUCAGAGAUAACCCCCCAAGGUCCUUUAAGGACAGUGGUUCUUACCCAGCAUUCAUGAAUACUAGGGGAACUGUGAACACCGUGAAAUUCUGUGCAAAUGUGGAGUUUUAGGAGGGCUCAUUUAUCCAUCUCAGUCCAUCUAGCAUAUUUUAUUGAACGUCUACUCUG